CAUCACCCUGCGAGGAGUUAAACUGUGUCAGAAGCUGUAGUUAAUCUUCUCCCUGAGAGGCCAGAGGCUUCAAAGUGCAUACUGACCAGUUCCUCUCAGCCAGUCUGGAGCCCCUUUCUCUCUAAACGGAGCAAAACCUCGAGUCUGGAAGAUGAAAAUAUCUGUCGUGUCCAAGAAGCUGUUGUCCGUCUACAAACAGCUGGUCCUCCUGCUCGUCCCUCUGCUGCUCCUACCUUUGCUGUUUACUCUUCCGGAGAAGAGGCCCUUCCUCUGGCCGUCACUGCGAUGCUUCCGGUCUGCCUCUUCCCAACACUUGGAAUUCUCCCAUCCAAGAAACUAUGCCCUCAGUACUUCCUCGAAACCAAUUUUCUCUUCCUCAGCGGUCUUUUGAUGGCCUCGUCCAUCGAGGAGUGGGGCCUGCAUCGCAGAAUUGCCCUGAAGGUCCUCACCAUUGUCGGAGUAAAACCUGCAUGGCUCAUACUGGGAAUGAUGUUGACCUCGUCCUUCCUGUCCAUGUGGCUCAGCAACACGGCCACGACAGCCAUGAUGCUGCCUAUUGCUAACGCCAUCCUGGAGAGUCUCUUCGGAGACCUGGAGACCCUGAAACAGAAGUGCAAGUCCCCGGACGAUCCUGAGGGUGAUAUAAUAAAUGGUCAGUCUGUAAAGCUGCAUUCACUGCCCUCGGUGCCCUCGGAGAAACGGAUGCUGGCGAUGGACGGGAUGGAUUUGAUGGAUCAAAGUGACAUGAUGACAUCUGAGGAGAUCCAGUUGGAGUCCCAGUAUCAGCUGAAGGUGUGGAAAGGAUUCUUGAUCUGUAUCCCGUAUGCAGCCAGUAUCGGAGGCACCGCCACGCUGACAGGCACCGCGCCCAACCUCAUCCUGAUUGGACAGCUGAAGAGCCACUUUCCAGACUGUGACCUCAUCAAUUUUGGGUCUUGGUUUGCGUUCGCUUUCCCGCUCAUGCUUAUCUUCCUGUUCUUUGGAUGGAUUUGGAUCUCGUAUCUGUAUGGGGGAUUGAAUACAAGAUUGUGCUUCAAGAAAAGCGACCACAGAGCUGAGGCAGAAGCCAGAGCGAGGGCUCUGAUAGAGGACGAUUACAGAAAACUAGGCCCCUUAAAUUUUGCAGAGGGGGCGAUCUCUUUCUUUUUUGCGCUCUUUGCCAUUCUCCUGUUCACACGCGAUCCCAAAUUUUUCUCUGGCUGGUCUGUGUUUUUUAAAAAAGGGUACGUCUCAGACGCUGUCACUGGUGUGAUCAUUGUGUCGAUAUUGUUCUUCUUCCCCUCACAGAAACCUUCUCUGAGCUGGUGGUUUGACCCUAAAGCUUCGAACACCCCUUAUGUUCCUCUCCUAUCAUGGAAGAAAGCUCAGGAAUCUGUUCCCUGGAAUAUCAUCCUGCUGCUCGGAGGCGGCUUUGCUAUGGCUAAAGCUUGUGAGGAGUCUGGGCUCGCCUCCUGGAUCGGAGGCCACCUCCAGCCUUUGGCCGAGGUCCCUCCUGCUGCAGCUGUGAUGCUGAUCACUGCUUUCCUGGCUGGUUUCACUGAGUUCGCCAGCAACACCGCCACAAUUAUCAUCUUUUUACCCGUCAUUGCUGAACUGGCUAUUCGCGUGUCAAUAAACCCUCUGUACUUCAUGAUUCCUGCAACAGUAGGAUGUUCAUACGCCUUCAUGCUGCCAGUUUCCACUCCACCAAACUCAAUCGCCUUUGCGUCGGGACAUCUCAUGGUCAAAGACAUGGUGAAAACCGGCUUUGUCAUGAACAUCCUGGGCGUCCUCUCGGUCACUCUGGCCAUGAACACGUGGGGCGUUGCAAUGUUUGACUUGCACUCGUAUCCAGAAUGGGCUCGACCCAUCAACAAGACUGCGCUCCUCACUGGUGUGCACUUCUCAUCCGUCCAGUCAGUGAAUGCUACGCUCUGAUCACUCAAUCUCAGCAUGAGCACGGAGGAGAGAUCAGAAGAUUGUAAAUAGAUUCAACACUAAACAGGGACAAGAGUCUGUCUUCAGACAUCUGUGUCACUACAAUGUCGGGACGCUCUGGGAGCUUCAUCUGUUACCUAUUAUGAUGAAUUUAAUUAUACUCGGGUGUCUUCAUAGGCUCUAAAGAGUCAAGAUGUCGUGCUGUGAAGUGUUCACUCAAAGUUUUAAAGGGUAACCCCACCAAUUUUCCACAUUAAAGUGUGUUCACAGGUCUUGGAGAGUACCACCGCAUUGUAAAAAAAGUAGUAUAAAGCCUUUUGUGGCUCAAGAGGAAGCUGCAUUUAAUCUAAUAAAAGGCAUCGCCUUUGACUAUGACUGUUAAUUUUGGCCAACUAUUUCAGAUUCAUUCUUAGUCAUCAGAUGAAAAUGCUUAAUAGUUUCAGUCACAUUUGAGUGAGUUUUAUCCUUCAUAGUUUUAGUCUAGUUUUUAGAACAGGGAUGUAUUUGUUUAUAUUUUGACAGACAGACUAGAUGCACAAUAACUCAUACAUUUUUAAUUGUCCACAGUCCACCUCCAACGGCCUCACUGACAAAAACAAAACAUACUUUUCGUCUUAGUUUAUGUUACAAAGAUCUGUUUUCAGCUUGUUAUUUCUCAUCUUGAUCAUGAAAAUUAAGGUAAUUAACAUUUUUUGUCAUAGUUUAGACAAAUCGAUACAUCAGAACCAGAGAUAUCGCCUUCUUUAUUCUGCACAUUCUUCUUCCUUUUCAACUUUUGGUGCCUACGUUACCCACAAUGCAACUUGUGUUAGACUUAGAUUACAUGCAGUUUCCUCUGGAGCCACAAAAGACUUUAUACUACUUUUUUCACAUACGCAGUUGUACGUGACUCCCAAAGUCCUUUAGACACAGUUUGAUAUGGAGAAGUGGUGGAGUUAUACUUUUAAGGAAAAAAAAAAAACAAAAAAACAAACAAACUCUGCCUUCUUGAAACUGAUUGGACAGGAGAGACAUUUAACCUCAAUGUUUUUUUUUAAUGUUUUUUUUUUAAUAAUAAUAAACUUCUGAAGAGUUCUGUUUGUACUAAUGCUACUAGUCUGACCUCUGCUGGAAGAACGAGCAGGACCUCUGUGAAUAAUUCAUUUAAAAUAUAUAUUUUUGUUUAAAAUCACUAAGAGAUCGUGUUACUUGUAUAGAAUGGUGAAGGGUUAGAGGCCGUAGCACAUAAAUAAAUAUUAAAUCUUUUUCUACAUUAGAUUAUAAAUCCUCUCUGAUAAAUGUGUACAUUUUGUGACAAAAUGAUUUAAGUUCACAUAACUGCUGUUACAAAAUAAAUUGAAGUUGUAUCAUGUAAUAUGGUUGCAUGUGAUCUCUGUAUUUCCUGCUGUGUGCAUGAUUGCACACAGCAGGUGUCAUUUUAAGAGAAGAACCUUGUUGUAAGAAUAUUUGCUGCUGCUCAGCUGUUUUAUUUCAAGAAAUCAGCAUCAAAAUAUAUAUAUAUGAAAAAAAUCCAAUCCUCAGGUUAUGAUAAGUUGUUUCUGUGCUGCUGCAGGUUUCACACAUAUUUAACACAUAUUGGCCUCUGCACACAGAAACAGAGCGAGAGAAGGCACACAGUUGUAAAUUCCUAACAAUGUUUGUUUGGCGUAGUAAACUGUCUGAAGUCAAGAGGCCCGACAACAAUGGUUAACUUGUGCGAGGCUGCGGUGGUUACUGAGUGUCAGCGGGGUCACUGCAAAAGGUCCUGUGGCGUUUAAAUGCAAAACUAUAAAAUACUCAACCAAAAUCCGCUGACCAGGACAGGAUGUACCGAGAUACCUGCAAAAAAAAAAAACCUUUCAUCUCGAUCGAGGCUGAUUUAAAUCUGUGCUAUUUUCUGGAUCCAAAGACAGAUUAGAAACAGUAUUCAGUUGUUACUUAGAAUAAAUGUGAUUACUAUUUUUGUAUCGAUCAUACCUGGAACUGUAUUUUUACAUUAAAUCCCAUUUCUCUCAA
Molecule: messenger RNA, 3912 nt
Organism: Acanthopagrus latus (yellowfin seabream)
Lineage: Eukaryota; Metazoa; Chordata; Actinopteri; Spariformes; Sparidae
Gene: slc13a3
Product: solute carrier family 13 member 3
Exons: 13
Coding region: 286-1917 (543 amino acids)
Biological process (GO): citrate transport; monoatomic anion transmembrane transport
Cellular component (GO): membrane
Molecular function (GO): sodium:dicarboxylate symporter activity; citrate transmembrane transporter activity; succinate transmembrane transporter activity
Source: RefSeq, a predicted model, not a curated record